Messenger RNA from Penicillium odoratum, 1878 nucleotides. RefSeq names its product ankyrin repeat domain-containing protein. The transcript is spliced from 2 exons. The coding region runs from base 1 to 1878 and encodes 625 amino acids. Gene Ontology annotation, molecular function: protein binding. Gene Ontology annotation, cellular component: cytoplasm; nucleus. The record is from RefSeq and is a predicted model, not a curated record. Lineage: Eukaryota; Fungi; Ascomycota; Eurotiomycetes; Eurotiales; Aspergillaceae.
AUGGUCAUCUUCAACGAUGAUACGCUGCAUCAAAUCGCGGCCCUCAAACAAUUAGCAAAGCUGCUCUAUGACACUUGUGAGACGUCAGUUCUUACCUAUCAUGUACAAAGUGAGCUCAGUCAGCUUAUUCUCGUUCUCGGUCUCUCGGGGAAGCACUUCAUUGAGCGCUCAGAGAAUCAAGAGUUUCAAGAACAGAGGAAGUUGAGGAUUUAUCACUCUAUCCUGGUAGACUUGAAGAAACUCCAAAGAAGUAAUCCCGAGGUGAAUUCGCCAGAGCUCGUCGAGGAUGUCCGGGCCUUAAUCAAUGACGUGAUAUUUGGCCUUAGCGCUAUGAAUGCCCACAUGGUAGUAUCCUCGCAGAAUAAGCUAAACCAAAUGCUACGGGACUAUAUUGUUCACGUUGCUACCGGAGCACGAGACGCAAACUUGGUAUCCAAUGUAUUCAAGGACGGUUCAUUUUUCGAAAAGGACAAGGCAUGGACGAAUCUACAGCAAGAGCUACAGGAUUUUGGCAUAACGCCAGAGCAGUCUUUCCAGGAACAGGACUUUAUCCUGACGACUCUCAGAAAAGCAGCACUCGAGAGCAGGCUCCUGGGUAAUAUCGUUCCAAAGCCGGAGCCAGAGAUACCUAUACCCCCCUCGCCAACAACAUUCACCAACUCGUCGAAUACGGAGAGAGGGUCCUCGUCCGAGUAUUCAGAGACCUCAAGCGAGUAUCUCGAGGACGAAGAUUGGGAUAAUGAAUCAUUACUGGUCGAUGACAUCCCAAUUUCCGUGGCUGUCGAAAUCGAGGUUUCAAAUCGCCAGGUACCACGAAGACUGCCGGGGAGGGCACUCGACGACUUCCCCGAGGCCAGGGAAAUAUUCAGCCCACUCGAUGGAUACGACAAUCAAAUGGCCUUCCGACCUUCAGUGAUAUCAAAACCGGAAGCUUCCUGGGUAUCGGGUGACUCUGCAGACCAAAGCCCCGGCUACAGUGCCGUCCCUAUAAAGCUCGAAGCCAGAGGCCGCUCUGCAUCCGAAGGGAAUUUCAACCGAUUCUCCUUAUCCUCAAUAGCACAGGUGGCAGUCAAGAGGGGCAAGAGACCGAAUCUCAUGAGUCGAAUGAAAUUCAAAAUGACAAAUAACAAAGGCGAGUUAUGCUCAUUAAUCAAGAUGGGCGAUGUAUAUGCAAUCAAAUGUGCACUGGCAAAGGGCGCCAGUGCGAAUACGGAGAACCCGCUCGGACAAACAGGUUUGAUCAUCGCUGCCUCUUUUGGUCACUACGAUGUUGUCAUGCUUCUCAUGGACCACGGCGCAAAGCUAGACGCCAUGGGUCAUGGUGGUGAGACUGCACUUUCCGUGGCUACCUUGCGCGGAUAUAAUGAUAUAGCUGAGCUACUCCUAGACCGUGGUGCGGAUCCGAAUGCUGCAUCUGUUUAUGGGAAACCGGCUCUCUCACAGGCGGCAGGGACCGGUAAUCUGGCUUUAACUAAGCUGUUGCUGGACUUUGGUGCGGAUCCCAAUGGCAUUACUGCUUCGGGGGAGACGGCGCUUUCUUAUGCUGCUACAUGUGAUCGUUAUCAAGUGGCACAGUUAUUGCUUAGCAGUGGAGCUUAUGUUGAUAAGACUGGUCAUGCUGGUCGGACGCCUCUUCUUAAGGCUGUUGGUAAAGGCAGCAGACGGAUGGUUGAGUUGCUGCUGGAUCAUGGGGCUGAUCCUAAUCGACAGGAUAGUCGCCAGCAGACUCCGUUGAUACAGGCGAUUCAGCUGGGCAAAUCUGAAAUUCUGGCCCUAUUUCUGAAGUAUGGAUAUGGCCCGGACAAUGGGUCUGGGUCUGCCUUAGGAAACCUGGGCAAGAUGGCUGGAGAUAUCACUCAUCGAAUGUCAUUGUUAUAG